Molecule: messenger RNA, 993 nt
Organism: Saccostrea echinata
Lineage: Eukaryota; Metazoa; Mollusca; Bivalvia; Ostreida; Ostreidae
Product: proto-oncogene Mas-like
Exons: 1
Coding region: 1-993 (330 amino acids)
Biological process (GO): G protein-coupled receptor signaling pathway
Cellular component (GO): membrane
Molecular function (GO): G protein-coupled receptor activity
Source: RefSeq, a predicted model, not a curated record
AUGGCCAAGAAUGCUUCAAUAGCAUCGCCAAUUUUAAUGGACCACACCGUGAUCCCAGUAGGGUUUAUCAUCACCAUUGAGAACAUAUUUUCUUUCCUGGUUCUUUACCGGUGUACCCGUCUUAAUUACCAAAUUCGGAUUCUAUCCAUCAAUCUGUGCAUUUCUGAUUUACUAACUGGUCUGUCGCUAUGUUUUCCACUGAAAUUUUACCACUUCAGUGAGAGUUGUGGAUUCAAAAAGUAUGUCAAUUCAUUUUUUGUGACCAUUUCCUUGCUAACCGUAACAGUGAUGGACAUUGAUAGAUGUUUGGCGAUCCACUUUGGAAUAAAAUACUACAUCUACAUAAGCAAAAGAUUUCUAAUUUCGGUGUGUACAGUUUGUUGGUUCAUUAGUUUCCUGAUCACCUACAUGGUGUAUUUUGAUUUCACUGGAUAUUAUGGAGUUCAUUGUGAACCGAUAUUCAGUACCCCUAAAAACUCCAUUACCAUUUGUGCAAGCUCCUUUCUAUUGCUGUCGAUUCUGUCAAAUGUGAUCAUGUUCAUCUACCUAGUACGUAAAAUUCGUAAAAGGUACCUCUACAUCAAAGACAAAAAUGUCCUUACUCGAUCAACAGGCAGGUACACAGAACAAGGCAUUGUGAUCAAGAAGCUUUUGGCCAUAACCGGAUGCUUCAUUUUAUGUGCCACCCCAUACAUUAUCACAACUUUUCCCGUCCUCGAUUACAGCACUCCAUUUGGGAAAAAAGUUCAUACCAUUACAGCCUUGACUAUUCUUUCCAACAGUGCUAUAAAUCCGGUGCUGUAUGUAUGGAGGUUUCGCGAGGCUAGGUAUCAGUUGAGACGAUCGUUAUGCUUCUGGAAUCAAAGUUACGUUGAAAAACUCCAGUUAAGGCACAACGAAGAAAAUGCAUCAUACGUCAUUAACUUAGGACCGGCGAUUCUUCCAGAAAAUCACAUACUCACAAAAUCCAAUGUUCUCUGUCAAACAUGCUAA